Molecule: messenger RNA, 957 nt
Organism: Zymoseptoria tritici IPO323
Lineage: Eukaryota; Fungi; Ascomycota; Dothideomycetes; Mycosphaerellales; Mycosphaerellaceae
Exons: 2
Coding region: 220-957 (245 amino acids)
Biological process (GO): protein import into peroxisome membrane
Cellular component (GO): peroxisomal membrane; peroxisome
Source: RefSeq, a predicted model, not a curated record
AACGCGCCGGAUCCAGAUGAAGACGAUCUUGACGACCUUGACGAUGUCCUCGAUUCCUUCCAAGCCACAUCUAUCUCCCCUGCUCCCCCCACAGCCAACACAACAUCAUCCUCUGCACCCACAGCAUCCGGACCCGGCAGACCCACGACAACCGAGUCCAAAGAUGCCUCUGCUCCGAUCGUCGACAAUCCAGCCUUCGCCGAACAACUCCAAGCCAGCAUGGCAAACCUCAUGUCCGAGCUCGAUUCCAACCCUAACAUGCAAGCCGAGUUCGAAAAGAUGAUGCAAGAACUCAUCGGCGCCGGAGCCGCAGGCAGCGAUCCAGAAGCCGCCGACCAGAUGAGCAAAGCAGUCGAAGCACUAUCUCAACCUCCCGCCGCACCAUCCACCUCAAAACCUACAGCCUCCUCGACGAAAAAGGACACCCCUGAAGACUUCCAAUCCACCAUCCGCCGCACAAUGGAACGCAUGCAAGCCUCCGACAGCACAGCCAAAGCCUCCACUGCCUCCGCCUCCGGUCCUCAAUCCGAAGAAGAUCUCCUCGCACAAAUGAUGAAAGAGCUCACCGAGGGUGGAAUGGGUGGAGCGGGCGGGGAGGAAGGCGACUUCAAUAGCAUGCUUAUGAACAUGAUGGCGCACUUGACGAAUAAAGAGAUUCUAUACGAGCCGAUGAAGGAGCUUCAUGACAAUUUCCCAGCGUGGAUGGAGAAGAAUGCGGAGAGGGAGAAGAAGGAGGAUUUGGAGCGGUAUAAGGAGCAGCAGAAGUUGGUGGGCGAGAUUGUGGGGAGGUUUGAGAGGAAGGGGUACAGUGAUGAUAAUGAGGAUGAUCGGGAGUAUAUUGUGGAGAGGAUGCAGAAGAUGCAAGCAGCCGGAUCUCCACCACCGGAUCUCGUGGGGGACAUGAGUGCCGCGCAAGAAGCGCUGGGCGACAUAGAUCAAGGCUGUCCGACGCAGUGA